This is a messenger RNA of Onychomys torridus (southern grasshopper mouse), 1429 nucleotides long. It is a transcript of the gene Sgcd, whose product is annotated as sarcoglycan delta. The transcript is spliced from 10 exons. Gene Ontology annotation, cellular component: sarcolemma; sarcoglycan complex. Gene Ontology annotation, biological process: cardiac muscle tissue development; heart contraction. NCBI's taxonomy places the organism in Eukaryota, Metazoa, Chordata, Mammalia, Rodentia, Cricetidae. The record is from RefSeq and is a predicted model, not a curated record. Bases 415 to 1284 code for a protein of 289 amino acids.
GAUCCUCUGCCCUCGGCCGCCCCGCUCCGAGCGUGUAGCUCUCGCCGCGCGGCCCAAGAGAGGAGUGAGACACUAAGGGGGUUCGCUGACCCUGCGUGCACCAGACUGCUGUGAACCCCUGAAGGGGAAGCAUCUGUAUUUAAGGAGAAAUACUUCUGUGUUUGAAAAAAGAGAAAGAAAAAGAGAAAGAAAGAAAGAAAAAGGAAAAAAAGCAAGGAAGACCAUCUAGUCUUCAAUACAUGCACAUGAUUUGACUUAGAAGAACCCUCCAUCCUCAGGAACUUGGAGACAGCUGCCCUGGAAACUGUGUGGAAGUUAAGGAGACUUUUGCUGUGGUGAGGACCUGAGAACAUUAUUUUAAUCCCAAUGUUGCCCUGACAUUUGUAUCUAUUCAAGAAGAUUAAGACUAAAAAGAUGCCUCAGGAACAGUACUCACACCACAGGAGCACCAUGCCCAGCUCAGAGGGGCCACACAUAUACAAAGUGGGGAUUUACGGCUGGAGGAAAAGAUGCCUAUAUUUCUUUGUCCUGCUCCUCAUGAUUUUAAUACUGGUGAACUUGGCCAUGACCAUCUGGAUUCUCAAAGUCAUGAACUUCACAAUUGAUGGAAUGGGGAACUUAAGAAUCACAGAAAAGGGUCUGAAGCUGGAAGGAGACUCAGAGUUCUUACAACCUCUCUACGCCAAAGAAAUCCAGUCCCGACCAGGUAAUGCCCUAUACUUCAAAUCUGCCAGGAAUGUGACAGUGAACAUUCUCAAUGACCAGACAAAAGUCCUGACUCGGCUGGUGACAGGUCCGAAAGCUGUGGAAGCAUACGGCAAAAAGUUUGAAGUAAAAACGGUUUCUGGAAAAUUGCUCUUUUCUGCAGAUGACAGUGAAGUGGUCGUGGGAGCCGAGAGAUUGCGAGUCUUAGGAGCUGAAGGCACAGUCUUUCCAAAAUCCAUAGAAACACCUAAUGUCAGAGCAGACCCCUUCAAGGAACUAAGGUUGGAGUCCCCAACCAGAUCUCUAGUAAUGGAAGCCCCAAAAGGGGUAGAAAUAAAUGCAGAAGCGGGCAAUAUGGAAGCCACCUGCAGAAGUGAGCUGAGACUGGAGUCCAAGGAUGGGGAGAUUAAGUUAGAUGCUUCGAAAAUCAAACUACCUAGGCUGCCUCGUGGAUCCUACACACCCACAGGAACAAGGCAGAAGGUCUUCGAGGUCUGCGUCUGCGCCAAUGGGAGGUUAUUCCUGUCCCAGGCAGGAACUGGUUCCACUUGUCAGAUAAACACAAGUGUCUGCCUUUGAAGGACUAUCCAUAGUGGACAAUUGUUGGCAGCAUAAAGGCCCUUUUUGGCUUGAGACACUGGCUGCCAGCUAUUUUUACUAGAACACAGAAAGCCUAUCAAAGACCUUGUGUGUGUGUGUGUGUGUGUGUGUGUGUGUGUGUGUG